This is a messenger RNA of Symbiodinium pilosum, 1739 nucleotides long. The record is from the annotation of a GenBank genome assembly. Lineage: Eukaryota; Dinophyceae; Suessiales; Symbiodiniaceae.
GUGUAGGAGGCUUUCACCAUGCGCAGCUGGCGAAGCAGUUGGGAUUUGAGGCCUUUCGCACCUGGGGCCUGGAUCAGCUUCGCUGGGUACUAAAGGACGCGGCGAGCACGGGCUUCAAAGUCAUGGUUGGCAUCGACAUGACUCGUGAUCCUCAAUAUUACAAGGGUGAUGAGCACUGUGAUGACCUCGAGGGGAGCAGCUUCUGGCAGAAAGAAGCCAAGCGCAUUCUUGAAAGGGUGGACCAGAGCAAGUACGACGAACACAUUCUCAUGUGGCUGGUAGGCAACGAGCUCGAGACCCCUAUAGACGCAGAGAAAGGAAGUGACUGUUUGUGGCGACGUGUGAAUUGGAUGGCGGGGAAGAUCAAGGAAGUGGACCCAAACCAUCCCACUGGGAUCGCCUUGGCUGGGAUCGCAACUCCGAAAGUUGCGAAGAUGGCCAAGCUCUGCCCAAAGAUAGACGUCCUUGGCACCAACUUGUAUGGAAACGCCAUCCGAGAUGUUGGGGCACGUUUGCGCGCUGCUGGUUGGCGCAAGCCGUGGGCCUUCACGGAAUGCGGCCCUCUCGGGCCUUGGGAGGUACCUCGAACCUCUUGGGGUGCCGUGCUGGAGCAGUCAUCCACAGACAAAGGGCAGUUCCUGAAGAGGGGGCUGCGCCUCUGCAUGGAUGACGAGAUGUGCGUUGGUUUCAUGGCCUUCCUUUGGGGCUGGAAGUGGGAGAAGACCGGUACUUGGUUUGGCCUCAUGGACUCCUGGCACGAGGCGAAUGGCUAUGGCUAUCUCAAUGACAUGGGACAGCCUUUGUACGAUAUCUUUGGUCCCAAGGACAAAACAGCCUUCAGGAUUCAUAUAGACAAGCUCCUGGUGGCUGGGGGCAGGGAGGUACCUCUUGGAUUUUCUGCGCAUCGCGGUGCGGAAGUCCAGCUGGAUUUGUUCGCCAUUGCCACAGCCUUUCCUGGAGACACUGGUGCGUGGGCCAGUUGGGCUGUGACCAAGGAAACCCCAAUCAACCCGGAGUCCGAUGGCAACAUUGCUGAGAAGCAGCUGCCCGUGAUAAAAGAUGUGGUGGAAGCCUGCCCGAACAGCUUCCGUGCAAAGCUGAAGACAUGGGAGCUGGAGGAAGGCGGCAGCUACCGCCUCUACGCUUUCGCGAGGAGGAUUCAUCAUGGUGGCCUUCCUGGCUACCCGCCCAUUGUGGAGGCGUCCAUCUCCGUUCCGUUCCACAUCGGCCCGCAGAACUGCUCUGACGUCGAAUCUGGGACAUGCUUCGAGGAGGCCACGCGUGUGAUGAACAGUGCCCGUCGCAUGGGCCACGCUGACUGGCCAGCAGCAGGCCUCCUUCCGACUUCGACAUUCAAGGAAUUCCAGGCCGCCUUGCACGUUCAGCGUCAAGCCGGCUGUCCCGCGCCUUGCUCCGUGGACGUUGGGGUCAAUUCCAGCAGCACUUGCAUAGCGGCCACGCAGCUUCGCUAUGUUGUGGACGUACCGGCUGCGCAGAAAUUGCUAGAGCCCCCAGAGAUCACCUUUUCUGGUGAAUGCAGCACGGCGCAGCCGCCGGAAGAGUGCUUCUAUGGCACGAAAUGGUUGCUGGACACGGGCAGGUACAGCAUGCCAGAGGCAUUCCCAGAGGUGACGAUUACCUCAACUUUUGAAGAUGCACAGCUCGCCUUAUGGAAGCGUGCCAAGAAUCAUUGCAAGCGACCCUGCCCCGACGCAACCCAAGCGGCCUUCUACAAGUGA